Messenger RNA from Aspergillus pseudotamarii, 2691 nucleotides. RefSeq lists its product as uncharacterized. NCBI's taxonomy places the organism in Eukaryota, Fungi, Ascomycota, Eurotiomycetes, Eurotiales, Aspergillaceae. The transcript is spliced from 4 exons. The record is from RefSeq and is a predicted model, not a curated record. Bases 1 to 2691 code for a protein of 896 amino acids.
AUGAAGAAGUAUGACAUCCAAACUCUACUGGCUUUGAGCCAAAAUGCGCGUAUAGAGCUCAAUAAAUUCAGUGACCAGGCACUUGGCUACAAUCUACUCCGGCAAAACCAAACAAGCACCAACGCCUUAAAUGAACAGUCGGCCAAUCGGUCAAGAACGGUUUCGAAUAUUUCACAUCAAACUGAAACUUCUCUUAACCGCUUGCACUGUCCAAUUCGCGUGCCAAAAGAUCCUCCUCGAUCGAGUCGCGCACAAACUGAUGCUGGCUUUGCGCGUUUCCUCAAGGAUCAUACAUCUCCUAAGCAUCAACGAGUUACUGCUGGCGGCAAUAUUGUUCCUAUGGAGCCAAAAACCCCUGCCCCUAAAUUCAAAUUGCCGGUGCAGAAGAAGCAGGCAAGCGAUCACGAGAUAGAAGCACUCGGGUCUAUCCUAGGGGUCGAGCGCGAAAAUAUAUCCGGAAAUACUCCAAUAGGGCCAUUUGAGACGAACUUUAUUAGAAGUGACAUAUCAAGGAAUUCUGCUGGCCCUAGUGGAAUCCUCCCGGACCUUGCAAAGCUAUCUCUCACCAAUGGCAUAUUUGACGAAACAUCUCAAGGAUCAGGAUGUCCGCCAAUUGUCCCAUGGCCCGCGCUAGGAUAUGCCCUACCGUCCGGAUAUUCUAUCGCGUUCAACAAUCAGCAACUUCCUCGUGUUGAUCAGUACCCCCAAAUGGCAUAUGUACCGGUGUUUCCGGACCAGGUGAUGUAUGGCAUUGAUCCAGAUAUGCACUCGGGAAUCCCAGAUAUGUGCCAAAGCUUGAAGGUGCAGGGCCCUAUGUCUUGUAUGCCAACAUCGGUCCAGCCACACUUAGCUGCGUCAACGGCAUCUUCUGACUUUACAUCACGCAGUAACGCUGCCAGUACGGGCUCUUCCUCGGCUUUCAGCCAGGGCCAACUGAGUUAUGAACCCGGCUAUUCGACUUUUACGCCUCAAGUAUAUCAGUUUGUCAGUGGCCAGUUCCCAGCAUCCAAACAGCCACAGUAUUUCCCGGGAACGUCCCAAGGAAUGCCACACUUGAAAUGCUUGGACGAAGCUAAAAAGCAGUAUGAGUCUCUUUCAUCCCAACUCUCCCGUCUUGACAGGUAUAUGGCUAUACACACCUGGGACAUAGACUCUCGGUCGAAAAAGGUGAUGGUUGAACAGCGGAAGAGUUUGGUGCGAGAGUUAGACGUAGUCCGAAUGUAUAGAGAACAGCUGGAACUGAUCUUUGGAAAGCCAAGCAUGAAUGGUUUAAGCGACCAGCAAAGGGUCAAUGCUGAUUUACUCGCACCACCUAUUACCUAUCUUACAGAAAGCACGGCAGAUUAUCAAGGGUUCUUGGGACCAAUGUGUUCAUCUCCCAGUGGGAGCUGCUCAGGUCAGACAUUGCCUGCAUACUUGACUCCGCCAACGCUCCCCAUGUUUUGCCCAGAAAGUGAAGCUUCCAUCCCAGUGCUUCCGUGGCAAAACUUAGGGUACCCAGGCUCAGCUGUAAGUGUUAAAGAUAUGUCCGCAAACGGAACUCUCGGAAAUCCCAAUUUGUCUCAGCAAAUUGAUGAAACGAGAACGAAACUACAUGUAAACCAACGAGACAAGCAAAUCCUCACAUCAAGUUUUAGCGAUGAAUCUGGCAGCACAUGUGAUGAACAGGCAUCAUCUAAGAUACCAUCACCAUUAGAUCUUCAACAGCUGUAUCACAAAAUCGAAGAGGCCACAGAGCGGGGUGAACCUGUUGGCAGACUACUCAAGGAGUUGUCUGUUGUUACCACGCAGCUCCUAAAGCAGAAAAGGGAAGAAGGCAGAAUAUCUCAUCGGUCAGCACGAAGCAAACAGGGUCUGCCGCCCGUUCCAAUCGGUAAACCAGAUUCGACGAGAGUUACCACACAUGGCAGGCCAAUGAAACAGGCAAGACACCUCUGGGGAUCUGAAGCCCAUCCAGGAGAAGCUGCGAGGAGCUGCGGCGACACUUCAUCUAUGUCAGACAAUGAGGCAAAUGGGAAACUCUCUUCAUCUUAUGUGUCCACGACGGACUCAUGGGCUACUGUGCAUGAAAGAAACAACCGCUUGGUUAGCAUGGGUUCUUUGGAAGACCCCAAAUGUGGGAAGAAUCCGGAACUUAUUUGGGAAAGUCCCCGGUCCAUUCCCAAGUACAAAAUCGUGUCAGCUGAGACGCAUGUUUCAGAUGCUCCACAGAACGUUGGAUGGAUUCAGGAGCGAUUAGAAGACAGGCAAGAGGUAAAGCCGAGCAAGGCCACCACGCUACAUCGUACCCACAGAACUCGCGGAGGCGACCCAGACAUGCACAAUAUGAAGCUGUCAACAUCGUCUUUGAAUACCCAGCUCCUGAGUCGAAACCGGGGUUUAGUGUUUCAAAAAACAGCUGCUUUGGCAGUUCCUCAAAACGUCAACGUACAGGCCUAUGUUCCCACUUUUGACGGCCCUGGAGAUGCGCCUAGAAACGAGACAAACCAGCGACCAAUGGAAGCCAGCGAUAGACAGAUGCAGGAUAGCGUAUGCUAUAGCUCUGUUCAAGAGGCUAGACCAUGGUAUAUGCACAAGCAGCGUCCUAAGCCUAGUCGGGAAACCCUGCGUGACUUCUUUCGCCAAGUUCGAGAUGAAGAGCGACGUGAAAUGCACAACGCUCAGAACGAGAGUCAAUCUAAUGGCCGGUAA